Molecule: messenger RNA, 12082 nt
Organism: Ostrea edulis (European flat oyster)
Lineage: Eukaryota; Metazoa; Mollusca; Bivalvia; Ostreida; Ostreidae
Exons: 3
Coding region: 697-2754 (685 amino acids)
Source: RefSeq, a predicted model, not a curated record
GUAAACAUGAAGGCUGGAAGUUUUACGUGAAUGUUGUUGUGACGCCACCGGAAUUUGUUGGGUCGUCCGGAAAACGUUUAUUUAGUUAAUAGUGAUUACAUCCGGUUUGAACAUUAAGACAUUUUUUCUCGUGCACCGAGGACAGACUCGGGGAGUCAUUUUCCCAACACAGCGUCUGGGACGCUUUCCAUCGAUCUUGCGGUGUAAAGGGGCAGCGAUAUAUGUUCAUUCUAUUUAUUUUUAUGCUAUUUGAAUUAUAUAUUUUCUAAAGUAAAUGUGAAAUUCUGAAUUUAUUAAGUCAACUAUUCUGAUAUAUGUGUGAGCAGAAUUUGUUUAUAUGUAUUUCAGUUUGUUACCGUAAUUACUGCUACAUGAAUAAAGAGGUAAAACUGCUGGGCGUUUUUUAUUGACAAAACAGAGAGCUGUGGCAGAACGGUAACAAAAUCGUGAGUAUUCUACCUCAACCACCCAUCGAGGAUCGACAACGGACCUAUCCUGGGGAUAAUACGUUCUUCCGCGGAUGUCGGAUACCUGUGAAGCUGGGCUUACCACCUAAUCCUCUCCUUACCUGUACCAUCACCUUGUAUUCCGUGAUACUUCCUGUGUUCCUUGGACAGUGACAUGUUUGUUUAUAUAUGGUAUGUGCAAAUCUACCGUGAGCUAGUUGUGACAUAUUGCUGACAUCGGUGAUUAAAUAUGACAACUGGAGGAAAACCGGCGGAUGUCAACGCUGAGGAAAGUGAGGAUGUACACAAACAGACAGAGGAAUCUGAGGAUAAACGUCGACUGAAGACCAUGACAGAAAAAGGCUUGAUUCAAUUUUCUACCUUUUUGAAAAAUUAUAAAUCUCAGGAAGAAAAUGCUUGGAUAAAGAUUGAAGAAAUCAUAGUUGACAUAGAUGAAAUUAUUACACAAAAUAACUAUAAAGAAUUGUGUAAGAUAAAAGCAGAGCUUCGACAUCUUAAGCUUACUUAUUGUGAUUGUGCAAAUGACUUCCUCUCAUUUCUCAAAAGAACAAAUACAGCAGAGAGUAACGAAGAAUACUCGAUCCAAGAACCAAGGUACCGUAAAAGAGAAGACAUCAUAGAUCAACUGAUGAACCGCAUUGAGGACGCUCUACUGGAUGCAGCAGACACUAUUUCACGUGCAAGUGGUUCCAAUAGACCUCGAUCCAGAAGCUCUCUCAGCGAUGCAUCUAAGUCUCAACGAAUUCAACUAAAACAUAAAGCUGAAACAGAAAAAACUAAACUAGCAUUCAUCAGAAAACAAGUCAACCUUCAAACCGAAAAAUCUAAAAUCGAAGGACAAAUCCAAAUCCUUGAACAGACACAGUCGGCCGCCAUUGCAGAUGCAGAAGCUAGAGUAUUUGAGGAAGCUGAGAGUGAAAACAAUAGUGUCCGAAAUUCUUUCUUGGAUGAGUUACCUAGUGACCGACAUAAGCGUGUCACAGAUUAUGUGGACAGUGUUUCUCAAGACCGUGGAUUAAGUUUAGACACUCAUGUGAAUCCUAGAAUUGCGCAAACUAUUCCUAAAGACUACUACUACAAUGAUGUUUCUUCAGUUCCUCAUAGAAAUGAACAUUUCAGAAGUGAACUACAGCCACAAGAGAACUCUAUGGAAUCAGUGUCAAGAUUCCUACUCAGGAAAAAAGUUUUAUUAUCCAGAUUUAAAAAAUUUAACGAUGAGCCAGAAGCUUACAAUGCAUGGAAACUGAACUUUACAUCUAUUGUGAGUGACUUACAAAUUUCUGCAUUUGAGGAGCUACAACUACUUGUAAGAUGGCUGGGACCAGAAUCCUCCAGACAUGCAGCAGAUAUUCAACAAGCCAACGCGGAGAAUCCUUAUGAAGGACUGCGUCAAAUAUGGACCAGAUUAGACAAGCGAUACGGAGCAAUCGAACUCAUUGAUAACUCGCUGAAAUUGAAGAUAGCUGUUUUCCCAUCACUUUCUGUGAAAGAUCCCAAAGAACUUUAUAGACUAUCGGACCUCUUGACUCAAGUUGACGGUGUGAAAAAGAAUCCUAGAUACUCAGCAGCCUUAUCUUACUAUGAUACCUCUCUCGGAAUAGUACCAAUCGUAAACAAACUACCCUAUCAGUGGAGAGAGAAAUGGAUAAACAAAGCUUCAGAAUACAAGAAUCGGUAUAAUGUUCCUUACCCACCAUUCACUUUCUUUGUGAAAUUCAUGCAAGACUUAUGUCGUGUGAGAAAUGACCCUGGAUUUCAGUUUAGUGAACCAAUGAAGAAGGAGAUUAAACCGAAACCUUCAAGUCAAGUUCGUUCAAGAAAAACCGAAAUCAAACCUAGCAAAUUAACAGGACAAAAGAAAGUAUGUUUUCUGGAACACAGAGAUGAAUCAAAUCACACUAUCAAAGACUGUCGUAAAUUCCGUGCACUUCCUAUCAACAAUAGAAAAAAGCUCCUCAAAGAAAACGGAAUAUGUUUCAGAUGUUGUGACUCUAAGGACCACUUAGCAAGAGACUGUACUGUGGCUUUGAAGUGUGACUCGUGUCAGAGUGAUAGUCAUUGUGGGGCAUUACACGUGAAUAAUUCUCAAGGCGGGGAGGAUAAGGAGAAUUCAUACAAUAUUGAAAGUACAAGAUCUAAGGAGUACUAUUCAUCAGGAUCUCUCACAACUAGAUGCACUCAAGUCUGUUCAGUGCCAUUCAGUGGAAAAUCCUGUGCGAAAAUCAUUCUGGUGGAUGUUUUUCCAUUUGGACGUGAGGAUCUCAAGAAAAGAACAUGUGAUUCUUGAUGACCAGAGCAGUAGAACUAUUGCAAGGUCAUCCUUUUUCGACAAGUUUGGAAUUCAGGGAAAAGACAUUUCCUAUAUCUUGUCAUCAUGCAAUGGAUCAAGCAUGGUCUCCGGGAGACAAGCCUUCAACUUCAUAGUAUCAUCAGUUAAUGGUGAUGAGCAGAUACACUUACCAUCCAUUAUAGAGUGUGAUGGUAUCCCAAUCUCCUAUGAGGAGAUCCCAACGGCAGCUGUAGUGAAAUCAUACAAACACUUGUCAGACUUGGAAUCUGAAAUCCCACCAAUAGAUAGCAACGCUGAAGUUCUUCUGAUUGGACGGGAUGUUCCUUAUGCUCAUCAUGUACUGGAACAAAGGAUUGAUAAACCAAACCUUCCAUUUGCGCAAAAACUUCCCUUGGGCUGAGCCGUGAUAGGGGAAUGUUGCUUAGGCAAAGUACAUAGACCUCAACAAGUGAUAGUGAACAAGACUCGGAUCUUACCCUCUGGACGAGGAACUCACUUCAUACCAUGUUCAUCUCAUUUGAACAUUUCUACACCUCAAAAACUUUCUGAUUCUCACCUGUCAUGUGAAACUGGAAUACAAUUUUCUCCGAUCUUUGAACGAACUAAAGAUGACGAUAUUCCGGGAUUGUCCAUCGAAGACCGAGAAUUUUUAGAAAUUAUGGAGAAAAUGUGUCACAAGGACAGCACUGGACAUUGGUCAGCUCCACUCCCACUGAAGUCAAAUAGAACUAAGCUUCCCAACAACAGAGCACAAGUACUAAAGAGAACCUUUUCACUGCUUGCGUCGUUUAAACGUGAUCCUGUGAAGAAGGACUUGGCCAUAAAAUUUAUGGAAAACCUGUUUAAUCAUGGAUUUGCUGAGGAAGCCCCCGAAGUUCCAGAGGGAGAAGAGUGUUGGUACCUUCCUAUCUUUCCGGUAUUCAAUCCAAAGAAACCAAACAAAAUCCGUAUGGUUUUCGACUCGUCCAUUACUUACCAAUGACAAUCACUGAAUUCCUCAUUACUUCAGGGACCUGAUCUUACCAACAAUCUACUAGGUGUCCUUUUACGUUUCCGCAAGGAACGUGUAGCAAUCACAGGGGAUAUAGAACAGAUGUUCCAUAUGUUUCGCUUAGACGAAGAACAUCGAAACUUUGUCCGCUUUAUUUGGUUUGGAAAUAACGACCCAACAAAGCCUUUAAGAAACUACAGAAUGUGUGUGCACCUCUUUGGAAAUUCCCCUUCACCAUCAGUCGCAGCAUAUUGUCUUCAUAGAUGUGUAGAAGAACCAUCUGACAGUGAAGUGAAAUAUUAUGUGACUAGAAACUUUUAUGUCGAUGAUGGACUGUCAUCCUAUAGCCCUAGACGUCUUGCUGCAAACACAAAAAAUACUCAUGGAGAGAGGUAAAAUCAGAUUCCAUAAGUUUGCCUCCAAUAGUCAGAUCGUCGUGGAUGCUUUGUCACCUGGGGACAGGGCUGGAGAUCUUAGUGACGUACAAUUAGAUAUAAAUACUAUACCAUCACAGAGUAGUCUGGGCUUGAAGUGGAACAUAUCGUCAGAUACUUUUACCUUCUCUACGGAUCUCAAAGAUGUACCAGAAACAAAACGAGGCGUUUUAUCUUAUUUGCAUAGUCUGUAUGAUCCAAUAGGUUUUCUAUCACCAGUCAUUCUAUCAGGAAGAUUCAUUUUCCGUGACAUAACACAGUUGGAACUCGGAUGGGACGAGCUGCUACCCAAGGACAUCAUCUUGCGCUGGCGGUCAUGGCAAAGUUCUCUCCAUCACUUGUCUGAAGUAGAAAUACCUCGACGUUAUGUUCCAACAUCCAUUAAAAAUGCAGAAAGGAUUGAGCUCCAUACCUUUGCAGAUGCUUCUGAAAAGGCCAUAUCAGCUGUCACAUACAUCAAAAUUACAAGAAAUGGAAAAAAUCAUGUAGGAUUCAUUACAGGGAAAUCGAAAUUAGCAUCUCACCAUGGACAUACAAUUCCAAGGCUAGAACUUUGUGCAGCACUUCUUGCUACAGAAAUUACUACCUUUGUUGAACGUCAGUUUGAUACACAGAUUGAUGAUAUUCGAUUCUAUACUGACAGCCGAGUUGUUUUAGGGUACCUACAUAACAAGACUAGGCGAUUUCACACAUACGUCUCUAACAGGGUUCAUCGCAUACUCAACAAUUCAUCUCCUGAACAGUGGACUUUUGUCGCAUCAGACCAGAAUCCAACUGAUAUUGGAACGCGCUCUAUGCCAGUGAACGAAUGAGUAAAAUCUUCAUGGUUAUCUGGACCAAUUAUUUUGAAUGACGACUCGUGUGACCAUUCAUCAGAAUUCCCAUUACUGGAUCCAAAAAAUGACUCUAAAAUCAAAAACACUGUGAUUGUUGUUAAAACAAAUGUGUCUUGUGGUUUGAACACAAAUUUUUUCCUAAGAUUUUCAUCCUGGGAGUCUUUGAUUCGUGGACUGUCAUUCAUUCGCAGAUCAAUUCACAGGAAACUCAACCUUGAAGAUAUAAGUCCUACAAAACUGCACAAAGAUAUGGAAAUGAUAGUUAUCAAAAGUGCGCAGUAUGAAGUUUAUAGACAAGACAUUGAGAGACUUCAAGAUCACAAAUCAGUUGUCAAAGGUAGUCCCCUACGAAACCUAGACCCGUAUCUGGACGAUGGGGGAUUACUUCGUGUAGGAGGCAGAAUCCUUACGGGAGAUCUAAUGGCCGGAUCAAAUGGACCGAUUAUCAUUCCCAAAAAGUCACAUGUGGCGAGUCUACUUGUAAAGUAUUACCACCAAAAAUGUCGACAUCAGGGACGUCACAUUACAGAGGGCGGAGUGAGGUCAGCAGGUUAUUGGAUCAUGGGCGCCAAGAGACUUGUAUCAUCAGUACUAAACUCUUGUAUUACCUGUAGAAAACUACGCCGGAAGCCGGAAAUACAAAAAAUGGGAAACUUACCCGAUUUUCGAUGUAAACCAUCACCACCUUUCACCUACGUAGGAGUUGAUACCUUUGGACCCUGGGAAGUAUCAGCUAGGAAAACAAGAGGAGGAGUAGCAAAUUCCAAGAGAUGGGCAAUCUUAUUUACUUGUUUGGCUAGUAGAGCAGUGCAUAUAGAACUGGUGGACGAGAUGACUUCUAGUGCCUUCAUUAACUCCCUUAGACGUUUUGUAGCGAUUCGUGGCAAAGUUACCGAAUUUCAUUCAGACCGAGGAACUAACUUUGUGGGGAGUACAGAUGCACUUAACAUCAAUACUAUCAACGUAGAAUCUCAACCAGUAAGGAAAUUCAUGGUGGAAAAUGGAUCUACUUGGAUAUUUAACCCACCUUACGCAUCUCAUGUGGGAGGGAUAUGGGAGAGAAUCAUUGGAACAGCUCGCAGAAUUCUUAAUGCCAUCAUCAUGGAGUCUAAGAAGCUUCUUACACAUGAUGUUCUCAACACUUUUAUGUAUGAGACAUGUGCUAUUAUCAACAGUCGUCCAUUGGCUAAUGUAUCCAUUGAUCCAACAGAACCUUCAGUUCUAUCUCCUUCAGUGCUACUUACACAAAAGACAGAAGUCGAUUAUGGACCUUUUGAAGCAGUUGAUCUGAAAGACAUGUAUAGAACAUCAUGGAAACACACUCAAGUCCUUGCCAACCAGUUUUGGAAACGAUGACAACUGGAAUACUUGUUCAGUCUGCAAUCAAGGCGAAAGUGGACUAUUUCAAGGGAGGACAUCAAGGUCAACGACGUAGUGUUACUGAAGGAUACUAACACUGUCAGAUACGAAUGGCCAAUGGCAAUUGUUCUUCGAACCUUCCCUAGCAACGAUGGACAUGUACGUAAAGUAGAACUCCGACUUGUUAGGAACGGUAACUGUGUUACGUGUGUUAGACCCAUUACAGAGGUUGUUCACCUGUUUACACCUUCAUCAUAGUGACAUCAUAAGAUGUCAGGCGGGGAGUGUGACGCCACCGGAAUUCGUUGGGUCGUCCGGAAAACGUUUAUUUAGUUAAUAGUGAUUACAUCCGGUUUGAACAUUAAGACAUUUUUUCUCGUGCACCGAGGACAGACUCGGGGAGUCAUUUUCCCAACACAGCGUCUGGGACGCUUUCCAUCGAUCUUGCGGUGUAAAGGGGCAGCAAUGUAUGUUCAUUCUAUUUAUUUUUAUGCUAUUUGAAUUAAAAAUUUUCUAAAGUAAAUGUGAAAUUCUGAAUUUAUUAAGUCAACUAUUCUGAUAUAUGUGUGAGCAGAAUUUGUUUAUAUGUAUUUCAGUUUGUUACUGUAAUUACUGCUACAUGAAUAAAGAGGUAAAACUACUGGGCGUUUUUUACUGACAAAACAGAGAGCUGUGGCAGAACAGUUGUACAUUCAUUAUGUACAACAUUUGUAAGUGUUGAUAAUUCCUAAUAUUAUGUGUUGAUAUUAUAUCAUAGAUACAUCAGGGAAAUUGACAUCACAUGUUUGUGUGUGUAAAUAGUCAUCCAAAAUGAUAUGUUUUCCGAUUGCCUUUUCUUAUGAUAUUUUUAACCCUGAUUGUGAUUUUGUGUACUUUGUACAAAUAAACCAAAGGAAUUAUGUGAUGUUGGUAGCAGAGACCAUUUGUUAGGGUGUACUUUGGCUGUUUAUAUGCAUACAUGUAUGAGAAACAUGUGGAUUAGAGCAUAGACGGAUCCAGGAAUUUGUAAGGGGGGGGGGGUCUACAAGGGUUGGAAUUUGUAGUAGACAAGAUUGAGAUUUGUCCUGGGCCCUGUAAAUCUAUAGUGAGGUGCUCUAUAUACUUAGCCAUGUACUACUUGCUUCCACGGUUCUUGUCGAUCUAAUUGCCAUACUCGUAACUGACUGCAAUUAAUAAGCGUCCACCUUAGACUUUCCAUUCAGUGAUAUCUUAUGUGAAUAUCUUCUUGUUCUACAAAGGGGGUCUUCUUGCUCUGGAAAGGGGGGGGGGGGGGGGGGGUCCUAGACCCCCUGAAUCCCUUGUUGAGGAUAUUAUUAAUGGCUGAAAACAAUUAAUUGUUCCAUAUUUCAGGUUAAAAAAUUUGCUGUACAGAAGUUGGUCAUUUAACAUCAAAAGAAUAUCUGGUGAUAAAAUGGGAAGACAUUCUUUAAUAAGUAAGAGAAAGAAGAGGCAAGAAAACAGAAGAAGAAACAGAAUGCAAAAGGCAAGGCUCCGGCAGUUAAAUGAGAGUUCAGAGGCAUUUAAAGAUUUCAAUCAAGAAAACAUAGAGAAAGUUGAACAAGAGGAGGAAACUUUAUUAGGGAAAGUGGAGGAGGCAGAAAGGGAAGUAAAUGUGCAGUGUAGGGAGGAUGGCAUAUUUAUAGAUGACACCUGUGUAGAGAAAAGAAACACCUACAAGACAGCAAAGGAGUUAUUUGGGAAUGGAGACAGGGAAACAGUUAAAUUGUGCAAGAUGUUGGAUGAUGAAAGAGACAAAAGGGAGAAGCUCUUAAAAUUUACCAACUAUUGAAUUCAUUUAGUUAAGAGUAGAAAAAAAAAUGCAAAUUUUGUUUAAAAUUUUGACUAUAUUAUUUUCAAUGUUUUUACAUUAGGUACAUGUAUGAGUGAACAUAUCAAAAUUCUUGAGUUCUUAGCACUAUCCUUUCACUUUGCUUUUCGUAAUUUAUUUUUAGUUUUUUGUUAAGAGAAACAAAACAAAAACAAAAAUUGGCUGUGUUGAUACAUGUACUCCAGUUAUUAGUAUUGUUUUGGGUUGGGUUUUUUUAUUAAUUUUUUUUUCCUAUUGAAAUCAUAUUUUAUUUUUUUGGAAAAGUUUAUUUUGAUAAGCAAUUAAACAUGUUGGGGAAACAAAAACUCUCAUUUUCCCAUCAAGCUCAGCGGAAAAAAAUGUCGAGAAAAGAAUCUCCAGGAUGUAAACAAUCAUUUACUUCUAGAUAUUUCCAAUAGCACAGAGAAAGAAACUUCUGUAAUAAUCAAUGGAUUUGUUCCAAAUCUAGAUCUGUCUUUGAAAAUAUUGAAUUUUCAUCUCAUGAGGUCAUUGAGGAAUUAUCUGAUAGUUCAUCAGAUGAAAAUGUAUCUUCUCAUAGAUUACAUGAUGUUUUUCAAUCCUAUUUACGAAAAAAAAAUUAUGAAAAAAAUUGUGACACAGACUCUGAAAGUGAAGAUGAGGUUUGGAAUAGCACAAGUUUAGAGGAUAUAGAUUUAGACCUUCAGAUGGAGGAGCUUUGUGGAGAAAAUGGAAUUAAUGAUGGAACUGUUCCAAACCCAAACAUGAAUCUUGGGACACUUUUGAUGUGGUUAUGUAUAUUUAUAUGUACUUGGCAAUCCAUUUUCAUGCUGCCAGACUCUGUUAUAAACAGCCUUCUCUCAUUUUUGCAUACAUUUUUUUGUCAAAUAGGAAGAGAAUCUAUAGCAUUUUCAAGUUUAGCCGCCAUCUUUCCAGGUUCAGUUUAUUUGUUGUGGAAAAAAGUAGGCUUGAAAAGAGACAAUUUCACAAAGUAUGUUGUGUGCAGAAAAUGCUUUUCGAUUUACAAGUAUAGUGAAUGUUUAUUGACUUUAGAGGGUCAAAUUGUUUCAACAAAAUGUCCUUUUGUGGAAUAUCCUAACCAUUCACAACCAGCAAGGCGAAAACCAUGUGGGGAGCUAUUGUUGAAAUCUGUAACACUUUUAGAUGGUACAAGAAAACUUUAUCCUUUUAAAUCAUAUUGUUAUAAACCUAUUCGUGAAUCUUUGCAAGAUUUGAUUAAGAGGCCAAGGUUUGAAGACCUCUGUGACCAUUGGCGAUCAAGGAAAAAGUCACCCGGGUUUCUAACAGAUAUUUAUGAUGGGAAUGUCUGGAAAGAGUUUCAAAGUACAGAAAAAAAUAAUUUUUUAUGCCAUCGAAAUAAUUAUGGUUUAAUGUUGAAUUUAGAUUGGUUUCAGCCGUUUAAGCACGUUAAAUAUUCUGUUGGUGUAUUGUAUGCAGUUAUUUUGAAUUUGCCUAGAAGUGAACGGUUUAGAUUGAAGAAUGUAUUGCUAAUAGGUGUGUAAAUAGUUUCAUAACACCUCUUGUUAAUGAACUUAAAGUAGCAUGGUCGCAGGGAUUUCAGUUGGCUUCAUAUAAGAGUCCUUAUGUAAAAAAGAAUUUUAAAGUUGCGCUUAUGUGUGUUGGAUGUGACAUUCCAGCAACACGUACAUUGUGUGGGUUUUUGGGUCAUUCUGCAACAUUAGGUUGCUCAAAAUGUUUCAAAAAAUUUCCAGGUGGUGUAGGCAAAAAAGACUAUUCAGGUUUUGAUGUUGAUAAUUGGCCAGCAAGAACAUUGAAUGAUUAUAAUUUAUCUAUGAAAGUUGUAAGAAAAGCCAAAACUCAAACAGAGAAAGAAAAACUUGAAGCUUCUCAUGGAGUUAAAUAUUCAGUAUUGAGUGAAAUUGAUUAUUUUGACCCAAUAAGAAUGUCCAUUGUUGAUCCAAUGCAUAAUUUAUUUCAAGGGACUGCUAAAAAGAUGAUGAAAUUAUGGCUUCAUUUAAAGGUUUUGCAUUUAGAUCAAUUAAGUUUAAUUCAGCAAAAAGUUGAUUCAGUUGAUACAGCAAGCAACAUAGGGACUAUUCCUAGAAAAAUUGCAUCCUCGUUUGGAGGAUUUACCGCUGAGCAAUGGAAAAAUUGGACAAUUUUUUUCUCAAUUUUUGCACUAGUAGAUAUUUUACCUAAAACAGAUUUGGAGGUAUGGCGAAAUUUUGUUUUAGCUUGCAGAACUCUAACCUCUAAAUUUAUUUCAAAUGUAGAAAUAGCUAGAUUUGAUAGAUAUGUUAUUGAGUUUUGUAAAGGUGUAGAAAGAGUUUAUGGUGUUUCAAGUAUAACACCAAAUAUGCAUAUGCAUUGUCAUUUAUCACAGUGUGUGCUUGAUUAUGGUCCCAUUUACUCAUUUUGGCUUUUUAGUUUUGAAAGAUAUAAUGGUCAUUUGGGAAGUAUGCCAAACAAUAGCAGAUCUAUAGAAAUGCAGCUUAUGAGAGGUUUUUUAAGAGAUUCUUUUGUACAUUCUUUGCAAUUCCCUGGUUUAUAUUUUGAUGAAUUUAAGAAACAUUUUCCAAAUGUGACAGAAUUAUGUUCUGACAGAAUUCGUUCUGAUUCAGAUAUUUUGAAAAUUUUGUAUAUGUCGAAAAGAAGUGCCCAUAUUGUUGGACAGGAUUGGCAAAUUUGUUCUGCUUUUUCAUGUCAGAAGACAUCAUGUCAUGUAAUGUGUUCAGCAGACUUUGAUAUGUUACAGAAAACAUACAGACAUAUUUAUCCAGAUCUUCAUGAACAUAUUGAAUGCAUUCCAAAGUCCUUCAGAAAAUGUUCCUUCAUAUCUCUUGGUGGAGAAGUUUAUGGUUCUGUUCAAUCUCGUCACAAGCGUUCCUCAUUUGUCAUGGCUUACUGGCAUUCCAACGAUGGAAAUAUCAUUGAAGAAGUUGGAACAGGAGACCUUCAUCCUGGAGUGAUUCAAUAUUUUCUUCAACACAACCUUAUCGUUGGAAAUUAAAGCCGUGUUCACUUAUUUGCAAAAGUGUUUUGGCUUGUGCCACUCCCGAAUGUGCAUAAAUAUCACUGUGGGAAGCCUGUUGAGUUGUGGAGACAGAAUGUUUAUGAAACUUUUGGGCCUUCUGCUUUCAUUCCAGUUCAGAGAAUCAGUUGUAAAUACAUAUGUGCUGAUGGUAUGCUUUUUAACAAGAAUGUAUCUUACAUCUGUCCUGUUAUUAAAGGGGUAAAUGUAUGAACAAAAUGCAAGGUUGAUGUAUUUUACUGUAUCGAUAGAUUGGGGUAUUUCAAAACAAUGUUUUAUGUGAUAUAUUGCGUAAGCAAAAUUGGAAUAUUUUUGUCUUUAGCCAGUUGGUAUGAGCCAUCUUGGAAGGAUGCACGUCCUGUGCCAGUUGGCAUCAGCCAUCUUGGAAGGAUGCACGUUCUUUGCCAGUUGGCAUCAGCCAUCUUGGAAGGAUGCACGUCCUGUGCCAGUUGGCAUCAGCCAUAUUGGAAGGAUGCACGUCCUGUGCCAGUUGGCAUCAGCCAUCUUGGAAGGAUGCACGUCCUGUGCCAGUUGGCAUCAGUCAUCUUGGAAGGAUGCACGUCCUGUGCCAGUUGGCAUCAGCCAUCUUGGAAGGAUGCAUGUUCUGUGCCAGUUGGCAUCAGCCAUCUUGGAAGGAUGCACGUCCUGUGCCAGUUGGCAUCAGCCAUCUUGGAACAGGAUAUGUGGCUAAUUUCAUGUAUUCAUGUAAUGUUUGUGAAAACCUUUAAUGUACUUUAAUACCUGUGUUUCCUAACAUUUGAAUUGUUGGACAUACAUGUACCAUGGCUAUUUCGGUGAUAUGAAGACGUAUAUAGAAAUGUUUUCCCAAAAUGUUGAAGGGGAGGUCAUAUUUUUGAUUAUUUAUGCUUAAAAGAUACGUAUGCAAUAAACGAAAAUAAAACCUGU